AAUGACAACUCGUCUCGAUUUGGCAAGUUCAUCCAAAUUAAUUUUGAUGACAAGUUUACGAUAUCUGGAGCGGAAAUAAAAACCUACUUGCUUGAAAAAAGUCGGCUUGUUUUUCAGGCGCGUCAGGAGCGAAACUACCACAUUUUUUACCAGCUUUGUGCGGCUCGUGAUCAUCCACUGCUGCAGGAUUUUGCUCUCGGACCCAGUGACGUCUAUUGGUACACUGCGCAAGGCGGAGAUAGCAGAAUUCCUGGUGUUAACGAUAGGGAGGAUUUUGAAGAAACCGUGAAGGCUCUUGAUUUGCUCGGCUUUGACAGCGAGAAGCAGAGAUCCGUGUUUCGGAUACUUAAAGGUAUUCUGCUUCUUGGCAACAUAGAAUUCAGAGGCGAGGGAGACAGUUCCACAAUCUCGCCGAUGAACGCUGCUGAGAUUUCGCAGCUAUGUGCAGACUACAAAAUCGACGAAACGCAGCUGCGGCUCUGGCUCACUGUACGAGAGAUCCGCGCGGCAGGAGAAACUGUCAGGAAAGGUCUUCAACCGCGUGAGGCUGUUCGAUCGCGUGAUGCCUUUGCUAAGUUACUCUAUGCGCAGUUGUUCUCGUGGUUCGUUCGUCACUUCAAUGACACCCUUAUGGAGAAGGAGAGGAAGAUUUCGCGCUAUAAGAGUUUUAUAGGAGUGCUUGAUAUCUACGGGUUCGAAACCUUUGACGUGAACAGUUUCGAACAGUUUUGCAUCAACUAUGCUAAUGAGAAGCUUCAGCAGCAGUUCAAUCAACACGUUUUUAAAUUGGAGCAGGAGGAAUAUGAACGAGAAGAACUGUCUUGGGUUCGCAUAGAUUUCCACGACAACCAGCUGGCGAUUGACCUUAUCGAAGGUAGACCUGGGCUCAUAGAAUAUCUCAACGAGCAGUGCAAGGUGGUCAAUGGCUCCGAUAUUGAGUGGUUGAAUCAAAUAACAACCUCUGCUCCGUUGAAGAAGAACGCUUAUUUACAAAUACCGCGUGUCAAGAGCACUAAAUUUAUUGUGAAACAUUUUGCCGCUGAUGUUUCAUACACCGUGGAAGGAUUUAUGGAGAAGAAUAAGGAUGCAGUCAGCAAGCAGUUGUUGGAACUGUUCUCCCUUUCGGCUUUUCCUCUACUUCGAGAAAUUCUCGGAUCUGCUAUCGUUUUCGAUGACACCGUACCCACGAAGCAAACUGUUAAAAAGACCGUUGCUGGACAGUUUCGAGAUUCUCUUCGUGACUUGAUGGCAGUGCUUUGUACGACACGCCCUCACUAUGUGCGCUGCAUCAAGCCCAAUGAUCUGAAGGAGAGGUUUCAUUUCGAGCCAAAACGAGCCAUCCAACAAUUACGGGCUUGUGGCGUUUUGGAAACAGUACGUAUUUCCGCUGCUGGUUUCCCUACCCGAUGGACUUAUGAAGAAUUUGCACGUCGCUAUCGCGUCCUCUAUCCCGAGGGAAAAGCUAUAUGGCGAGAUAAGCCGAGGAUGUUCGCUGAGAAAGCAUGUCACAAAUGUCUCGAGGAAGGUAAAUUUGCUCUCGGGAAGACUAAAAUCUUUUUCCGUACCGGUCAAGUGGCAUUACUGGAACGUGUUCGAGUAGAAACCCUCAGUGUAUCUGCAACCGUCAUUCAGUCAACUUGGCGUCGAUUUGUUGCCAGACGGAAGUAUCUCGUUCUUCGCAAAAGCUUGCUCACGAUUCAGGCUGCGACGAGAGCUUUUCUUGCCACCAGACGUCUGUUUUAUCUGCAAAUGCACCGGGCUGCUAUUGUAAUUCAAAGCUCUUACCGACGAUAUAUUUGUGAAAGCCGCUACCGUAAACUUCGUUGUGCUGUGGUCGCUAUCCAGUCUCAUUUCCGUGCUUCCAAAGUCCGAGCAUAUGUACAAAAGUUGCGCUUUGAGAGCUCGGCGGUCAUUAUCCAAAAGUACUGGCGUGGUUACCUGGCACGAAGAGAAGGUAUCCAGUUUCGACGUAAGGUUGUGCUCGUUCAGUGUUGUGUACGGCGAUGGUUGGCGAAAAGGCGUCUUCGAGAGCUCAAGAUCGAGUCGCGAUCUGUGGUUCAUCUUCAGAAGCUCAACACUGGCCUAGAAAACAAGAUCAUUGAUUUGCAGUUGAAGCUUGACCUAAUGACGUCCGAGUGUAGUCGGCUGAAGACAGCUGAAGAAAAGCUCCUGUCGGAAAUUGCAGCGCUUGAGGUCAAAAGGAAGGAGCAGGAGGCUUGUGCGGCUCAAAAGGAGGAAGAGUUAGCUCUAGAAGUUGAACGACUUGAGACCGAAUGCGAUGUAAAAGAGGCGCAAAAGGGAGAACUUGAAACUAGGAUACAUGAGCUGACUUCUCGGCUAGAUCAGAACAAAGUGGAGGCAUCGUUGAAGAUCACGGAAUUAGUGAGCGAGUUGAAAAUAUCAAACUCAAAUGCAGUGGCUGUAGAGGACGAUCUUAAAAAGACGCGAAGCGCUCUUACCGCAGAAAGCGAACGUCGUGCUGUUAUGGAGCAUGAAUUGAGUCUUAUGCGUGACCAACUACUGCAAAACGCAAAUCUUCUCGCGUCUUCUCACUUUAGUCGAAGUGGCAGCAUGCGGAGUGAUCAAGGACGUCAGCCGUUCUCUUUGUUAGGACCUGAUGGCAAUUCUGUUUCUCUAAGCGGCGGUUCCAGCGAUUUGGAAGAAAUCGCCCUCAUCCUUCGUCAACAACAAAUGAUAAAUGAUUUACGUAUGAGUACGAUUGGAUCUAUUACAUUGCAGGAACUUGAAACAGCAUGUUCUCGUCUGAAACUCGAAUUGGAGCGUUUAGUUGAGGAGAAGGCUGAUGGUGGUCUCGAGAAUAUGAACGUGAAGCUUUUGCUUGACCGCAUUAUGGAAGACAAUGACAGACUUCGUGAGGAAUCAGCAGAAUUGCGAGCUAUGCUGUCGACGCGAUUUGAGAGGCAAUCGGCCAUGGCAGGUGGAUCUCCAAGACCGGAUUCCGGCCAUUGGUCUGCUGGACAUUCGGAUGACGGCAGUUCAGAUCUCGAUGAAGAUUUGUGCAAGGAGAGGCAGUGUCGUCAAUUGAAAGCUCUCGCAGAGAAUUUGAAUCGUGUGCUUGUCGACAGAAACCGAGAAAUAGAGAAGCUGGAGAAGCGGCUCUCAGAGACGACACCUACAUUCGUAAGUCCUUGCAAUUUUCCCAUGCUCACUGCAGACCGUAGUUGGUGGAGCUCCCCGCCCACACCAGUUCCGUCUGAAUGCGGUUCACGCUCACUCGCCGACCGUCUCGAAGGCAUUUGCGAGGCUGUACUUUACACAGCACCUUCUGUGGUCGCCAUAUGGCUUGCUUACAAGAUGGCAUAG
Molecule: messenger RNA, 3324 nt
Organism: Ostertagia ostertagi
Lineage: Eukaryota; Metazoa; Nematoda; Chromadorea; Rhabditida; Trichostrongylidae
Source: the annotation of a GenBank genome assembly